Cercopithifilaria johnstoni is the source of this 2058-nucleotide messenger RNA. Lineage: Eukaryota; Metazoa; Nematoda; Chromadorea; Rhabditida; Onchocercidae. The record is from the annotation of a GenBank genome assembly.
AUGAAGAAAAAGUUAAAAAGUGAUGGUGAAGCUUUAUCGAAGUUGAAAUAUUCGCGGUUUCGUCAUGUGUAUUCUAAAAGUGUACGGCGUAGUGAAUGGUACGAUACGGGGCCGGGACACGGGUUAGCGGUAGCCGCGAAUCCGAAGAUGAUUGCACUGGCUAUCGAUGUUCCUGCUGGUGGCGUUGUUCAAAUUGCCAAACUGUAUCGUAUGGGUCGAGGGCGAAUGGAAUUGGGCAAAAUUAAGGAUCAUGAAGGUGCUGUAUGUGAUGUAAAAUGGAACCCUUUCAAUGAUAACGUUUUAGCUACCGGAUCUCACGAUGCCACAGUUCGAAUAUGGCAUAUCGAUGAUAUGCUGAGAAUUCGCUGUUUACGAAUAUCCAGAGCACAUUCCCGGCGCGUUCAUACAAUUGAAUGGCAUACAACGGUUGAUAACGCUGUCUUUUCGGCUUCAUUGGAUGGUCGAAUAGUACUGUGGAAUAUUGAAACAGAUAACAUUGUAUAUAAAAUUGAAGAUUGCAAUGCCGUUUCAAUGAGUUUAAGCUACAAUUGUUCUGAAUUUGUUGUGACGACUAAGUCGCAUGAGUUAUCAAUUUACGAUGCACGUACGGGUGAAAAACAGCGUAGCACACAGCUUGCUCAUGAUGGUACUAUGCUUUCACGAGUUUUAUUCUAUGGAAUACCGGGGAAAAAUAACAGCGAGCGUCUUAUAACGACUGGUAGUUCACGGAGUACUCGACGACAAGUAGCUAUCUAUAAUUCUCGGCCUUUGGAUGCACCGUUAACUGUUGUGGAUAUCGAUGGCGGGUCUGGUUUCCUCAUGCCUAUGGUUGAUAAUGAUCUCAAUUUAUUGUACAUUGCUGGAAAGGGUGAUGCCAAUAUUCGAUUUUAUGAAUUAUCAAAAGAAUCACCAUUUAUAUCCUAUUUGAAUGAGUCUUCCGGCUCCAAAGCACAAACAGCGGUAUGCCUACUUCCCAAACGUGGUCUCAACGUGCUGCAAUGCGAAGUUAUGAGGAUAUUUCGAGUGGAUGCUGAGCAACUGGUUAUUGAACCACUGUCGUUUUUUGUUCCGAGAAGAGCUGAUGGAUUCCAAGCCGACCUGUACCCGGCAACGCGGUCUCCAACUCCAUCGCUGUCGUUUCGUGAAUGGUUAGCUGGUUUAAAUCGUGAGCCAAUCAUGCUGGAGCUAAAAGAUUGCAUACUGAACUGUACUAACAAACCAGUAACAUUCGCGAAGGACAGUAAUCGAGUCAAAUUAAUGAUUGCCGAUGUCAAUAAUGAUCGUAAAUUCCGGUUUUUAUCUCAGGUGACAAAACCCGAUUACCGUGAAAUAACAGACCGUGAAGAUCGUGAGGAGUUAUUGAAGAUUGAAAGGAUUAAGGCAAAAUUGGCUGCGGAAUCCGCUGAUGAAAUCGACAAGGAGCAACACAUGAAUGAGAAAGUGGAUGAAACGAAUGGUAUACACAUUGGAGAGGAAAACAACGGGAAUGGAGAUUCAUCUGUGUCACUUUCAACUCCAGUCAGCGAGAAAAACGUUCCAACUGCUGCUACUACUACUACUAAUGUUAUCGCACUAAAUCAUAAAAAUUCAUCCAGUCCACUGAUUGCCGCCAUUAUCGACCGAAGUGCAUCAUUGUUUUCAAUCAAGUCUGACAACGAUCUCACAGAGAAGACGGGUUCAGCACCAAGUGUUUCUCUAGAAGGCCGAUCUACUAGUCGAUGUGAUGAAAUACUAAUGAAACAAAUAGAGCAACAUAAAUCAUCGAUGGUGCGAAAAUUGGAAAACGGUAAAUUGGAGGGACAAGGUCAGAGUGGAGAUAAUGACAGCAGUCGUGGCAGUUUUUCGGAAAAAGCAAUGGUGAAUGUGUUGAGGGAAAUGGAACGUGAGUUAUGGAAAUGUCGAAGUAGAUGCGAACAAUUGGAAAAAAUUGUUCAUCUGCAACAGCAAGAUAUAGAGAGUUUACGGUAUGAAAUCCAUUGGAAGGAUAGUCGGAUCGAUUUCCUGCAGACUCAGUUGCAACAACUGGAUGUAACCCGUGAUAGUUCUCGGUCUUCCUAA